Drosophila miranda is the source of this 4523-nucleotide messenger RNA. RefSeq names its product histone deacetylase 6 (gene HDAC6). Lineage: Eukaryota; Metazoa; Arthropoda; Insecta; Diptera; Drosophilidae. The record is from RefSeq and is a predicted model, not a curated record. Gene Ontology annotation, cellular component: histone deacetylase complex. Gene Ontology annotation, biological process: chromatin organization. Bases 792 to 4139 code for a protein of 1115 amino acids. Gene Ontology annotation, molecular function: zinc ion binding; histone deacetylase activity. The transcript has 9 exons.
AAGAAGACGGACCACAAACAACAUUGCUUUGCCGCCCGUCAGCCCGAACCGCCCGCGCAAAUACCAUAGCAUUGAUUUACUUCACUAGCCUUGUCCCCGCUGCUGUGUUUUGAGCCUGGUUCUGGUUCUGGUUCUCUUGGCCCGUGGUACAGCUCAGCUCUGUGUCUAGCCAAUAUCCGACUGCAGCUGGCGUUGCCUCAUUAAAGUGCAUCAUAGUUACAUAUAUAUCUUUCGUGCUGUGCCUACGUAUUAAUUGUGUGUUCCAUAUCACUCUCUUGCGAUAGCAAUAAAACUGUAAACCGAUUGUGUUAGUGUGAGCUGUGAUCAAAACAUAACAUUUUUUUUACAACAACUGAAGCGCGACCAGAGGCAGUCGAAGCAGGAGAGAACACACACACACACCCAAGGGCAGAUGUAGGCGCAUGCAAGCAGUGCGAGUGCGGGGCGGAUUGUGAAAGCAAGCGAGAUAGAAAUAGGCAUAAUUUAUAGCACAUAUACAGUUAGCAGUACUAAGGAGCGAAAAGUUGUUGGAAUCGAUAAGAGCCCAAUACAUAUGUACAUUUAUAAUAGAAGGCCUCUCACGCAACCUUAACAAUAUACAGAGACCCACAAAGCAAUAGCUACCAACAGUAUUACAUACCACUGCACGCACCCCCACCCCAAAACACACACACUCACACACACGCAGUGAAUCAACGCGUCCGCCCACAAGUCGCUGGAAUCAGUGCACCGGGCCAGAUAUCCAGCAUCAAUUCCAGUUCCAAACUCUCAUACAGCAAGAGAGAAAAAAAAUGAGCUCACCGAUCGUAACGCGACGUGGGGCGCAGCAGGCAAAGAUACAAACCCGCGCCAUGGCUAUGAAGUCGAGUUCGAAUUCGACUGCGACUGCGGCAUCGUCGUCAUCGUCGGGAGCGAUCAAAAGCAGCAGCGUCGGCGCCGAGCUGCCCAAACGGAGCGAAACCCUCUUGGAGGCAAAACGUCGCGCUCGAAACAUGCUCAAAAACCAAGGCAAUCCACCAGCCAUGCAGGAAACUGUGACGGAUAUAUUCCAGACAGCUGUCAAGUCGCGGCCUCUGGUGCGCGGAGAAACGGCUCUGGUCUACCAUCAGUCGAUGGAGCAGCAUUGCUGCCGCUGGGAUCCAAAACAUUUGGAGUGUCCCGAUCGGUUUAAUCGCGUCUUGGAUCGCUGCAACGAGCUGAAGCUAUUGGAUCGCUGCCUGCCAGUGUCCGCCAGGCUGGCCACCAAACAGGAGAUACUCCGGCUGCAUACGGCCCAGCAUUUUGAACUGUUGGAGCAGACGUCCGAAGUGUGCGACGACCAGAGCAUGGAGGAGCUUAGCUCUCGCUUUGAUUCAAUAUACAUACAUCCGUCCACAUUUCAGUGCUCUUUGCUUGCAAGCGGAUCCACCAUUGAUCUGGUGGAUUCUAUAAUUACGGGCAAGGCGCAGAACGGCAUGGCCAUCAUCCGACCGCCAGGGCAUCAUGCCAUGAAGGCCGAAUUCAAUGGCUAUUGUUUCUUCAACAAUGUGGCCUUGGCCGCUCAGCAUGCCCUUGACGUACAUAAGCUGGAGCGCAUCCUGAUCCUUGACUACGAUGUCCAUCAUGGUCAGGGCACACAGCGCUUCUUCUACAACGAUCCCAGGGUGCUGUAUUUCUCUAUACAUCGCUUCGAGCACGGCGCCUUCUGGCCACAUCUGCAGGAGUCGGACUACCAUGCCAUAGGCGAGGGCCCUGGCCUGGGCUUCAACUUCAAUGUGCCGCUCAAUGAGACAGGAAUGGGCGACGGGGACUACAUGGCCAUCUUCCAGCAGCUGCUACUGCCCGUGGCAAUGGAGUACCAGCCGGAACUGAUCAUCGUCUCGGCCGGCUAUGAUGCGGCCCUGGGCUGUCCCGAGGGUGAAAUGCAGGUGACGCCCGCCUUCUAUGCGCAUCUGCUCAAUCCGCUGCUCCGACUGGCCGACUCCCGUGUGGCCGUCGUGCUCGAAGGAGGCUACUGCCUUGAAUCUCUGGCCGAGGGAGCGGCCCUCACGAUGCGCACCCUGCUGGGUGAUCCCUGCCCCGUGCUGGUCGAGCCGCUGCUCCCGCCGAAGCGUUCGAUGUCCAAAUCCAUUCUCAACUGCAUAUUUGCUCACCGGCCGUACUGGCGUUGCCUACAGCUGCAGGGUACCUACGAUCCAUCAGAGCUGAAGACCAAGGAUCGGAAUCGGGACUUGCAUAUUGUAGAACGUGCAUGGGUUGGCGGACCGCCACCCGUUACCGUUUAUCCGACGCGGGACACCUCCGUGCAACACCUCAUUCCCGUUGCGGUAGUGGCCGAUAACACGGCCCGAUUGCACCGACUGCGGCUGGAGACCAUUCUGACGGUUCCUGCAGUUCGUGUGUGCUACGCUUACAAUCCCGAGAUGAUGGAACACCGCAACCUGGACGACCUGGGCCAUCCGGAACAGCCGAAGCGCAUCCAGUUCAUACACAAAAUGCACGAGGAUUAUCAGCUGCUCGGCCGCAUGAAGCAGCUGUCUGCGCGGGCGGCCACCACCGACGAGAUCUGUCUGGCGCACAGUCGCUCCCACGUAAACACAAUGCGGCGGGUGCUGGGCCGAGACAAGGAGGAUCUCCAGGCGCAGGCAGCGACCUACAAUUCAGUAUACUUGCAUCCGGCCACGUUUGGUUGCGCCACCCUGGCCGCUGGAUCCGUUCUCCAGGCGGUAGACAGUGUGCUCCGCGGGGAGUCCCGCAGUGCGAUCUGCAAUGUCCGUCCGCCUGGCCACCAUGCGGAGCCGGACCAGCCGCACGGUUUCUGCAUCUUCAACAAUGUUGCCAUUGCCGCCCAGUACGCCAUCCGGGAGUUUGGCCUGAAGCGUGUGCUAAUCCUCGACUGGGAUGUCCACCACGGCAAUGGCACCCAGCACAUUUUCGAGUCAAAUCCGAAGGUACUGUACAUCAGCGUCCAUCGCUACGAGAACGGAACAUUCUUCCCGAAGGGCCCCGACGGCAACUACGAUGUGGUGGGCAAGCAUGCGGGAGCCGGCUUUAAUGUCAAUAUACCAUGGAAUAAGAAGGGCAUGGGGGAUCUGGAGUACGCUUUGGCCUUCCAGCAGAUCGUAAUGCCAAUUGCGUACGAGUUCCAGCCGGAACUGGUGCUCGUGUCGGCGGGCUUCGAUGCGGCCAUCGGGGAUCCUCUAGGGGGCUGCAAAGUCUCGCCCGAGGGCUACGGUCUGUUCACCCACUGGCUGUCUGCCCUGGCCGGUGGCCGGAUAGUUGUGUGCCUCGAAGGCGGCUACAAUGUCAACUCCAUUUCGUAUGCGAUGACCAUGUGCACAAAGACGCUGUUGGGGGAUCCGGUGCCGACGCCACAGCUGGGGGUGGUUGCCCUGACAAGGCCGCCGACAACGGCCUUCCAGAGCUGCCUGGAGACGCUACAGUGCUGCGUGGAGGUGCAGCGUCAGUAUUGGAAGUCGCUGGAGUUUGUUGGCUACCGGCUGCCGCAUGGCUACCAGAUUGGGGAGAACAACAACGAGGAUUUUCUUGCCGCUUCCUUGCUGAAGUUGAAUAUUUCAAGUGACGAUGCCCAGGGCGCGGCGGGCGGCCCCACCGACGGCGAUCAGGCCGAUCCAGGGCAGGAACGGCCCAGCGACAGCAAGCCCAAAGUCAAGGUAAAGCCGCCCAAUCAUUCAACGGCCGCGCCAGAGGAGAUGUUUGCCAUUCCCCCGAGCAAGACUUGUCCGCACAUGAGAAUGCUACGACCGGAGCUAGUGCCGCAAUCAAUAAACACGAGGGCGCCGUGCGGCGAGUGCAUCUCUAGGUCGGAGAACUGGAUGUGUUUGAGCUGUCAUUAUAUUGGCUGUGGGCGCUACGUGGGCCGGCACAUGCAGAGGCACUGCGAGGCUCUCGAACAUACACUGGUGAUGCGCUUACAGGACCAUGCCGUGUGGUGCUAUGUGUGCGGCGUUUACCUCGAUAAUCCGCGACUCUUCGAAUACAAGAAUCGGGCGCAUCAGGACAAAUACGGGAGACCGCUGGCCUGGCGCUAUCCCUGUGCGAAGCGUGCCGAUGGCUGUUAUCCGUUGGAUCCCGAAUCGGAUUCGGAGGAGGAGGCCGAUCAUAUUGCCAAUGGGAGCUAUCUCCAGGAGGCCCAGUGACCCUUGCUGCUACGCGUCCUGCACGCCCUCACAGAUUAUAUGUGCACGUUGUGCCCACCAUUCAGACACAUACUCCAGUUCCUGGUCGAGCACAUGUGGCCGCUCCUGGAACGCACUUACCUUAAGAUUAUACAAUUUUUUUUGGGCAAUUAAGACAGACACGUACGUACUCGGCCUAUACUCUCUCCCUCGUUCCCCUUUGGAUACAAACGAGCGCGUCAACCGCGCGCUUGUUACAUAAAUUAAUUGUUGCAUGGGAGCUGUUUGUUGGCGGUUCCCUUUAAUGAAAAAAAAACCCUAAGCGAAUAGAAAUUGUUAAUGUUAUGAUGAACUAAUAAUUAUAUUACAUGUGUAAUAAAGAUGUCCAGUGUUAAGCAACUAUAA